Messenger RNA from Amoebophrya sp. A25, 1627 nucleotides. NCBI's taxonomy places the organism in Eukaryota, Dinophyceae, Syndiniales, Amoebophryaceae. The record is from the annotation of a GenBank genome assembly.
GUAGAGGUCCAAAAGGAUCUGGAUCUCAGAUGCGACGUGAAUGUCGAAGGUGCCUGAGCAGCGGACCGAGAGAGCCAAUGACUUGUUAAAAACAGAGAGGGUGAGAGGGAAGUCAUUUAGUCUGCUCAGCCCGAACGAUGCGCGAGAGCUAGCUACCGUCAAUUUCGGAAUCAUUCCUGACGAGUCCGUGGUGGGCGACAAUAAAGAUGCACCAGCAUCAGAACAGAACCCUGAUGCCAUCAAGAAGAUUGAUAAUGGGAAUGCAGAGAGAUGGACGAACCCGCAAGUAUAGCAACGCGACCACAGGUGGAACCACAUCAGAAGCAGAACGCGAUGAUAAGGAUCAGAGUCUGGGCACGAGAGAGCAGGCGAAACAAGAUGAAGUGCCACUACCAGAAAGCGAGGAUACGAGGGUCCAUCGGUUGAAAUCGGAAUUUGCGCUUGGGCGGCUUGGAGAGGCUAUUUUGGAACAGAAAGUACAAGCAGCAGAUUCUUUUGCUAUGCUGAUCGGCUUCCUCCUCGCGCUCGUUCUCGAGAAACUCCUGUCUCUAGACUUAUGUAGUUGUGGGGUUUCAUUACAACAACCGAUCCUGCUACACACGGCAGGAGUCAUCCUUGGUCCUGAUGAUGUCAAGGAUUAAGCUGAAGGAAAAAGAUAAGAAUUCAAACAGUCAUCCUCAUCAGGAAUAUUACUCAAAGAGGUGAGAAUACAUAGCCUCGAGUAGUCGUUGUAUCCUUUUCUAAGACGAGGAAGCGAAUUUUCGAAUGAGCACCUUUUUCUCGCCUAUUCCAGUCUUCUCCGCAUUUCCUGCGGUUCCGGUUUUUCAUGCGUCCUGGCUUUAACCUACACUACCGCGAAAGUGCGGCGUCUCUCGGGACGGAGUACCUAACUGUUCGGAACAUCCGACGACGAUGUCGAUGCCUUGAUUGAAUGCGUCGGGCGUCCGGAGCUCGAGAGGAGAUGGGAAUCGAACAAAGCGUGCUCUGAGUCUAAAUCGAAGGAAGGAAAGUUCACAAUGCACGCACGGAGCUGGUAUUAUGCGAAAACCGGCAAGAUUAUCAAAGGGGGAGGAGGAGCCGGAGCGAUCGUUUUCGAAAAGAACUCGAAACUACAUAGAGGCGGGGGGCGAAGAGACGAUAAACAGAAAUCCUUUGUACCAACUUCGAAACUACGCAAUUAUAAGCAGAUCAACGACGAUGAAAAAUCUGCCGAAAGCGGAACGUCGAAAAGUGGAUCUUUUCUUGUUUCACCACGACCCUUAUCUAGAGUGAUUUCGGCAGCGCACUACUACAAGAAAGAGUGGGAGAUGCGGAUGCGGAUUUGGCUGUUUGUUUCGCCGCGGGCCGACUACGGCUACGUCUUUCCUGUGUUUCGCGUCAUGCUGCUUUGUUUUCUGGCAGCUAUUAGUGUGAAGCAGAUCGAUGCGAUGCAGAGCUCGCAGCCGAUGGGCUAUUCAAAUAUGCUAGUCAUGGUUGGGGGACCUAGGUAGCCUCGUUUUUCUCGUUCUCAACAAAAGAAAUGGCUCUACUGAGGGUUUGUCGUGAUGACUAUGUUAUGAAAAGCACGCCAAUAAGUAUCCCCGCUGCAACCGGUUUUAUUAAGUUGUGUUCGAAACUUAGAAGUACC